This is a messenger RNA of Prorocentrum cordatum, 5541 nucleotides long. The record is from the annotation of a GenBank genome assembly. NCBI's taxonomy places the organism in Eukaryota, Dinophyceae, Prorocentrales, Prorocentraceae.
AUGCGCCGCUUGCAUGACAGCGGCAUGGGCGUCAAGAGGAUCGCCGCGGCCUUGAGCCGCUCCACGGACACCGUCUCGAAGCAUUUGUUCAAAAAGAACACGACCAAGAAGUCCAAGGGCCGCCCGAAGCAUUCCAUCCGCACCCCCAAAGGGUUUCUCGCUGCCCAGCGCGCUUACAAGAAGCUUCUGAAGUCCUCGGGCGGCACAAAGGAAGUGACGGCAGCCAUGCUGAAGUCCGAGAUGAAGUUGAAAUGCGACAUCAAGACAGUGCGCCGCGCGUUUGCUGAGAAUGGCUACCAGUUCCGCCCGCUGUACGAGAAGCCUGACCUUUCUGAUGGGGACAAGAAGGAGCGCCUGCAGUGGGCCCGCGAGCACAAGCACCGGAGCCCCAGCCAGUGGUCACAGUACGUCCACGCGUGCAUGGACAACAAGGUGUUCCAGGUGCUGCCCAAUGCGAAGUACAGGAAGGUGGCGGCAAAGCGCAAGGUUCGCGGGGUGUACAGGAAGCGCAAGCGGGACUUCUCCGUGGGCCACGUCAAGCCGAGCAACCCUAAGGUUCUGAAGCAGAGUUCGGGCAAGGGCUCCGUGACCAUCGCGUGCGCCAUCGGCGCGGGCAAGGUGUUGAUGUGGCACCAGGUGGUCGGCAGGUGGAACGCCGCAGCCGCGGGGCGAAUGUACUCGGGGGCGCUCCAGCCCGCUUUGAAGAGGGCCUACCCUUCCGUGCGCGGCAAGUUCCGCGUCAUGGAAGACAACGACCCCACGGGCUACAAAUCUCGCUCGGGCAUGGCGGCGAAGAAGUCCGCUGGCAUCCAGACGUUGGACUUGCCGAAGCGGUCCCCUGAUCUGAUGCCGCUUGAUUUCGCCUUCUGGGCCAAUCUGAACAAGCGCAUGAGGGGGCAGGAGAAGGACUGGCCCGCGAGCAAGACGGAGACGCGGGCGCAGUACCUGGCCCGGCUGCGCCGCACGGCGUUGGCGACGCCUUCUGAGUACAUCCACAGCAUCAUGGGCAGCCUGCACAAGCGCUGCGGCUUGUUGGUCGAGGCGAAGGGCGGCCACUUCGCCGAGGGCGGUGGGCCAGAGAAGCGCCGCAGGCUCGUGGGGAAGCAGAGCCAGCAGACGGCGCUCCUCGAGCACGUCGUCGGCGAGGAGAACAGGAACGCCUCGCGGGAGGUCUACUUGGUGACUCUGCCGCACACGGACAAGGAGGGUCUCAGAGCGCCAGCGGCUUUCUCGCGGGAGGAGGUCCGCGACGCUUUCCUGGAUUGCUGCGGCGCUCCGGACGCCGACCCCGCGUGGCGUCCGGCGGGCGCACUACCACGUGGCCUUGCACUGGGCAAGAAGAGCAAGUUCCUGACCGUGAAGCGGGCCUUGCUCAACAGGUACCAACUCGCCUCUCACUGGUCCUGCAGCCACGACGGGCACUGGUCGGCCGUCGGGUACUGCGCGAACGCGACGCCCAAGAAGCCGCGGAGCGCCCUGGACGUUGACUACUUGGCUUGGCCCGCGGACCACCCGCCGCUGUCCGCGGCGAAGAGGGAGCCGACGACCGCCCGCGCCUUGGAGAAGCGCAGGACCGCGCGGGAGCAGGUCGAGGGCGAGAAGGGGAAGCCAGAGCCUCGCGUCGAGGAAGUGGACCUGUGGCCGAUAGUGGUCAGGUCUGGGAUCCGGAAUACUCCGGACGACCCCCACGCAGUGCGCAAGUUGAUGGCGUACGCUAAGACGUCCUGCUCGCACAAGGUGGUUGCCUGGAUGUUCAAGAACGAGCACGUGCUGGAGAAGAUCAUCGACAAGGCCUGGGCGUGGGAGAACGUGGACAGCUUCCUCGAAGACGCGACGAAACCCGUCAUGCAACAGUUCAAGGAGGCCUUGCGGACGCCUUGCGUUUGCGGCGGCCGCUGGUUGCACCACGUCCGCGAAAGCCUGUCGAUGAAUCGCAUCGACGUCCCCGACCUGUGCAUCAGCAUCUUGAUGUCCCUGAAGCACGGUCGGUCCGAGGCGGCCCCGGUGGUCACCUUGGCUGGGCGCUUCGGCGGAGAGGGGAAGUCUCUUCUCUUCUCAGCGGUUCGGCCGCUGUUCGGCGGUGAGCACGCGCAGGAGAGGCCAGGCGGGGGGCAGUUUUGCCUCCACGGCUUGGACAAGGCCAAGGCCGCGGUGCUGGACGAGUGGAUGUUCAUCGAUGAGGACCUCCCCCUGUCCAUCCAGCUCCUGUGGCUGGAGGGCAAGCCCGUGCCCAUCACCAUGCCCCAGAACCAGCACGUCGGGCACAAGGUGUACCUGGGGUCCGCCCCGAUUUUUGUCACCUGCCCCGAGACGGCGCUGGCGGGCCUCUCGUCCGAGUCGUCGCAGCGCCCGCAGGGGCAGGCUGGCAUGCUGCUCCGGCGGCUGAAACUGUACUUAUUCACUGUGCCGAUUCCCAAGCCGCCGGCCCCGAAGCUAGCGCCGUGCCCGCGCUGUUUCUCGACCCUCGUCACAAGUCCGCGCGUCUACUUCGUGGAGAGCACCUACGUCCCUCGUCGGUUUUGCGGCUCGAAGGCUUUCAGGAAAGCAGCUGGCAAGGCAGCCAACAAGGCAGCCAACGAAGCAGCCUACGAGGCACCCAGCGAGGCGGCCAACGAGGCAACUGGCGAAGCAGCCAGCGAGGCGGCCAACGAGGUAGCCCACGAGGCACGAGGCAGCCAACGAGGUAGCCCACGAGGCAGCCAGCCAGGCAGCGAGGCGGUCGACAGGGCAGCCAGCAAGGCAACCAACGAGGCCACCGACACAGCACCCGGCAAGGCAACCAACGAGGCAGCCAACGAGACAACCAACGAGGCAGCCUACGAGACAGCCAACAAAGCAGCCAACGAGGCAGCCAUCGAGGCAGCCAGCAAGGCAGCCAACAGGCAGCCGAGCAGGCAGGCCACCAGGAACCAGCACGUCGCAAUGCGCCGCUUGCAUGACUGCGGCAUGGGCGUCAAGAGGAUCGCCGCGGCCUUGAGCCGCUCCACGGACACCGUCUCGAAGCAUUUGUUCAAAAAGAACACGACCAAGAAGUCCAAGGGCCGCCCGAAGCAUUCCAUCCGCACCCCCAAAGGGUUUCUCGCUGCCCAGCGCGCUUACAAGAAGCUUCUGAAGUCCUCGGGCGGCACAAAGGAAGUGACGGCAGCCAUGCUGAAGUCCGAGAUGAAGUUGAAAUGCGACAUCAAGACAGUGCGCCGCGCGUUUGCUGAGAAUGGCUACCAGUUCCGCCCGCUGUACGAGAAGCCUGACCUUUCUGAUGGGGACAAGAAGGAGCGCCUGCAGUGGGCCCGCGAGCACAAGCACCGGAGCCCCAGCCAGUGGUCACAGUACGUCCACGCGUGCAUGGACAACAAGGUGUUCCAGGUGCUGCCCAAUGCGAAGUACAGGAAGGUGGCGGCAAAGCGCAAGGUUCGCGGGGUGUACAGGAAGCGCAAGCGGGACUUCUCCGUGGGCCACGUCAAGCCGAGCAACCCUAAGGUUCUCGGGCUGGCGCAAAUCGGAGACCGCGCCGCGGCCACUCAGCGCCAGGUUCUGAAGCAGAGUUCGGGCAAGGGCUCCGUGACCAUCGCGUGCGCCAUCGGCGCGGGCAAGGUGUUGAUGUGGCACCAGGUGGUCGGCAGGUGGAACGCCGCAGCCGCGGGGCGAAUGUACUCGGGGGCGCUCCAGCCCGCUUUGAAGAGGGCCUACCCUUCCGCGCGCGGCAAGUUCCGCGUCAUGGAAGACAACGACCCCACGGGCUACAAAUCUCGGUCGGGCAUGGCGGCGAAGAAGUCCGCUGGCAUCCAGACGUUGGACUUGCCGAAGCGGUCCCCUGAUUUGAUGCCGCUUGAUUUCGCCUUCUGGGCCAAUCUGAACAAGCGCAUGAGGGGGCAGGAGAAGGACUGGCCCGCGAGCAAGACGGAGACGCGGGCGCAGUACCUGGCCCGGCUGCGCCGCACGGCGUUGGCGACGCCUUCUGAGUACUUCCACAGCAUCAUGGGCAGCCUGCACAAGCGCUGCGGCUUGUUGGUCGAGGCGAAGGGCGGCCACUUCGCCGAGGGCGGUGGGCCAGAGAAGCGCCGCAGGCUUGUGGGGAAGCAGAGCCAGCAGACGGCGCUCCUCGAGCACGCCUUGGGCGAGGAGAACAGGAACGCCUCGCGGGAGGUCUACUUGGUGACUCUGCCGCACACGGACAAGGAGGGUCUCAGAGCGCCAGCGGCUUUCUCGCGGGAGGAGGUCCGCGACGCUUUCCUGGACUGCUGCGGCGCUCCGGACGCCGACCCCGCGUGGCUCGCAAGCCACCGCGGGCAGGGGGCCGCGCCCGUCGGGGUCAAGAAGCUGGUGGUAUUCAAAGAAUACCACGCGCCAGUGGCAGGCGUCCGGCGGGCGCACUACCACGUGGCCUUGCACCUGGGCAAGAAGAGCAAGUUCCUGACCGUGAAGCGGGCCUUGCUCAACAGGUACCAACUCGCCUCUCACUGGUCCUGCAGCCACGACGGGCGCUGGUCGGCCGUCGGGCACUGCGCGAACACGACGCCCAAGAAGCCGCGGAGCGCCCUGGACGUUGACUACUUGGCUUGGCCCGCGGACCACCCGCCGCUGUCCGCGGCGAAGAGGGAGCCGACGACCGCCCGCGCCUUGGAGAAGCGCAGGACCGCGCGGGAGCAGGUCGAGGGCGAGAAGGGGAAGCCAGAGCCUCGCGUCGAGGAAGUGGACCUGUGGCCGAUAGUGGUCAGGUCUGGGAUCCGGAAUACUCCGGACGACCCCCACGCAGUGCGCAAGUUGAUGGCGUACGCUAAGACGUCCUGCUCGCACAAGGUGGUUGCCUGGAUGUUCAAGAACGAGCACGUGCUGGAGAAGAAGAUCAUCGACAAGACCUGGGCGUGGGAGAACGUGGACAGCUUCCUCGAAGACGCGACGAAACCCGUCAUGCAACAGUUCAAGGAGGCCUUGCGGACGCCUUGCGUUUGCGGCGGCCGCUGGUUGCACCACGUCCGCGAAAGCCUGUCGAUGAAUCGCAUCGACGUCCCCGACCUGUGCAGCAGCAUCUUGAUGUCCCUGAAGCACGGUCGGUCCGAGGCGGCCCCGGUGGUCACCUUGGCUGGGCGCUUCGGCGGAGAGGGGAAGUCUCUUCUCUUCUCGGCGGUUCGGCCGCUGUUCGGCGGUGAGCACGUGCAGGAGAGGCCAGGCGGGGGGCAGUUUUGCCUCCACGGCUUGGACAAGGCCAAGGCCGCGGUGCUGGACGAGUGGAUGUUCAUCGAUGAGGACCUCCCCCUGUCCAUCCAGCUCCUGUGGCUGGAGGGCAAGCCCGUGCCCAUCACCAUGCCCCAGAACCAGCACGUCGGGCACAAGGUGUACAUGGGGUCCGCCCCGAUUUUUGUCACCUGCCCCGAGACGGCGCUGGCGGGCCUCUCGUCCGAGUCGUCGCAGCGCCCGCAGGGGCAGGCUGGCAUGCUGCUCCGGCGGCUGAAACUGUAUUUAUUCACUGUGCCGAUUCCCAAGCCGCCGGCCCCGAAGCUAGUGCCGUGCCCGCGCUGUUUCUCGACCCUCGUCACAAGCGAG